Messenger RNA from Porites lobata, 3821 nucleotides. Lineage: Eukaryota; Metazoa; Cnidaria; Anthozoa; Scleractinia; Poritidae. The record is from the annotation of a GenBank genome assembly.
AUGCCGGAUGCGAAUAAAGAACUGAAGAAUACUAUUUCAUCGAUGAACAACCGACUGAAAACAAUGAAUCAAGACCUAGAGAAUCAGCGCGAGGAAACCGAGCUCCUAUCGGAAGAGCUUGACAACUUAGAGCAAUACUCGCGGAAAAAUUCCGUGGAAAUCCAUGGAAUACCACAAGAUGCCUACACAAACACGGAACAAGUUGUUAUUAAGCUAGCCGAAGCCCUCAACAUCACAGUAGAACCCGAGGAUAUAGAAAUAUCACAUAAAAUUAACAAGGGCAAAGCAAUCAUCGCUAAAUUCGUAAAUCACAAAGCAAAGGCGAGGCUGUACAAAGAGCGAACAAAACUAAAGGAUGUGAGGUUGCAUGAUCUGUUUCCAGGAUACCCUUCUUCUGGUAACCGUAGAAUAUACUUAAACGAGAACCUAACGCCAUAUAGAAGAGAGCUGGUUGAAGAAGCUAACAAACGCAAACACGAUGGAACUCUUGUCAGUGUGUGGACCUUGGACGGAAAAGUUUAUGUCAAGACCUCGCCGUCGGGGUCUCCGAUCAGGAUUAAUUUUCUAAGCGAUUGAAACGAUUUGUAAGGUUGCGUACUUUCCACAUUACCAACUUAUAACUAUAACCGGAUGCAAAGUGUGGUAAUUCAUGUUUACGAGCGUCGGAGUUAUCUGCUUCAAAGGUGAGCUUAAGCUGGCUAGUGUUUUGGUUAACGUGUGUCCCUGUAUUAUUUUUAUUUUAUUUAUUUUAUUUCUUCUUCUUCUUGUUGUACUUAGAUUUUUCGAGUGUUUUUUUAUUCUAAUUUUUCUCUUACUGGGUUUAUUUAUUAAUCUUAUCUAUGCACAAUCAGUAUCCUUUACUUGCUUUCAAAGUAUGUCUACAUUCACGCCUUUCGUUUGUUCAAUCACACCUCAAUCACGGCUCUUUUGUUUUUCAGCUAUACAGUCCCACAAUUUGCAUACAGUAACACAAAAGUUAGUUGUUUAAUGCUUUUAAACUAAUAUCGCUUAAUGUGAAGGGCUUAAGUAAUUUCCGCAAAAGAAGAACCAUCUUUCUCUGGUGUCGUAAAAGUAAGGCAGACUUGGUUUUUUUGCAAGAGACGCACUCGAUCGCUGCAACAGAGAAUCAGUGGAGAAAUGAAUGGGGUGCUGAGAUAAUAUCUUGCCAUGGUAGUUCAAAUGCGCGAGGUGUUGCGAUUUUGUUUAAAAAUGGUAUUGAUUGCAGCAUUAAUCAUAAAAUUGUAGACCCCGAGGGGCGAUACAUUAUUUUAAAAGCUUGCAUCCAAGAUAAAGUCUAUGUGCUGAUUAAUGUUUAUGCGCCGAACAAAGAUAAAGACCAAGUGAAUUUUUUCAACAAGCUACUUUCAAUUUUGAAAAAUGAAAAUCUGGAUUCUGUUGACAACAUUAUACUAGGAGGAGAUCUAAAUUGCCCACUCGAUCCAUUACUCGACAAAAAAGGCGGAGCAAGUAGAAAAAGGAAAUCAGUUAUCUCUUGUGUCGACGAUUUCAAAAGUAAAUUAGAUUUAGUAGAUAUUUGGAGAUCCAAAAAUCCUGACGCAAAAAGCUUUACAUGGAGUCAGAAAUCUCCCCCAGUGUUCUGUCGUCUCGAUUACUGGUUGAUAUCUAACAAUCUGAGCGAUUUUGUUGAAUUAGAGAAAAAGAUUAAAGUUAGAGAACGAAUUGAAAGGGCCAGGAAACUGGAAAAUGAACUGCUCACUGUUAGAUGAUGAAGAGUACGAAGAAGAUAUAGCCAGGAUGAUUCCACUUUGGACAGCAGAAGGACAGAAAGAAUUCACAGAUAAUCGAAUGAUAUGGGAUUGGGUUAAAUAUAACAUAAGAGCUCAUUCUAUUCAAUACUCUAAAAGAAAGGUAAAAGAAAGGGUGAAAAAGGAACUUGACCUUCAGGAAGAAUUAAGUAAAGCAAAGGGUAAACUUGAAGAUAAUCCAAACGACCAUAACACAACCCAUUAUAACGUAGUUCGGGAGAAGUUGGCGUCGUUUUACGAAGAAAAAACCAAAGACGUAAUAAUACGUGCAUAAAUGGUAAAACUACAACGGAUCCGCACUAUAUACUAAAAGAACAAGAGCGUUUUUACAGGGAAUUGUACAAAAGCAGCAUUAAUAGUCCUAAUAUAGGAGAGAAAAUAUCUUCAUUUUUGAACGAUCUGAAUAUUCCCCAACUUUCAGAGAAGCAAAAAAAUUCUUGUGAAGGAUUGAUUUCUCCGGAAGAAUGUUCUGAACUCUUGGACAGCUUCCAGAGUAAUAAAUCCCCUGGAAAUGAUGGCAUUCCAGCUGAAUUUUAUAGAAAAUUUGGGCCUUUAAUAAGCGAAAGUUUUAUCAGGUGCGCAAAUGAAUGUUUCGAAAAAGGGGACAUGUCAUGCUCAAAAAAACAGGCUGUAAUUACUCUGCUUGAGAAAAGCGGAAAAGAUCGCACUCUCCUCAAAAACUGGCGGCCGAUAUCUCUUGUUAAUGUAGAUACGAAAAUUAUGUCCAAGGUGAUCGCAGCAAGGGUUAAAAAGGUGUUACCCAGUAUCAUUCACUACAACCAGACGGGUUAUGUUAAAGAUCGUUUCACUGGUGAAGCAAUACGUUCUAUCUUCGAUAUUAUGGACUUCACAGCUAAGGAAAACAUCCCAGGUUUACUGUUGUUUAUAGAUUUUCAAAAGGCUUUUGAUAGUGUGGAAUGGGAAUUUCUCAUUGAGAGUCUUAAAAAGUUUAACUUUGGACGAGACUUCCUUCAAUGGGUGAAAACCUUUUAUAACAACAUUCAAAGCUGUGUUAUAAACAAUGGCGUUAGUUCUAACUUCUUUACUCUGGAACGUGGUGUUAGCCAAGGUGAUCCACUCUCUCCUUACUUAUUUAUAAUUGCUGUAGAAACUUUAGCAAUUGCCAUAAGGCAAAAAGAGUCAAUUAAAGCAAUCACAAUAGGAACCGAGGAAACUAAGCUUUUACAGUUUGCAGACGAUACAACCGCUGUGUUAGCUGACACAAGCUCGGCCGAAAGGUUAUUUGAACUACUUAACAAAUUCGAAAUCAUCUCUGGACUCAAGAUUAACUGUUCAAAAACUGAAGGUAUGUGGAUUGGAUCUAAGAGACAUUAUAAAGAAAAACCAUUCGGUGUUAAAUGGCCGGACGAGCUAAUAAAAGCUCUAGGUGUGUAUUUUACUUACGACCAAAAAUUGCUUAAAGAAAAGAAUUUUAUAGAACGACUGGAUUCAAUUAAAAAACUUAUUAAUAUAUGGUCCGCUAGAGGCUUAUCGAUAUACGGUAAGGUGACAAUAAUCAAAUCUUUUCUUAUCCCCAAGUACAUUUACGUUUGUUCGAUUCUUCCAACUCCCAAUGAAUUGCUAAAAGAAUUGAAUAAAAUACAGUUUAAAUUUCUCUGGAAAGGUGUAGAUAAGGUAACAAGAGCUUCAGUUAUAAAUGAAUACGAAGAGGGAGGGCUAAGAAUGGUUGAUCUCGAGUGCAUGGUUAAAUCAUUGAGAUUAGCUUGGUUAAAACGUAUCUUCAGUGGGACUAAUGGAACUUGGAAAAGCUACCUACAACACAUAAUGGGCUCCGUUGGGGGAUUGUUCUUUUUUAACUGCAACUAUGAUAUCUCGGAUUACACAAUUCCUUCUCAAUUCUAUCGGGAACUUUUGUUAUGGUGGUCGCAAUUUCGUGAAACGUUUGCCAGUGAAGAAGACUGGAAAACCAUAAUCUGGAAUAACAAAGAAAUAAAAGUAGAAAACAAGCCGGUUUAUUAUAAACAUUAUGUUAAUGCGAGAGUCAUUUCCAUUCAAGAUCUUUUAGUUAGUCUAAACAGCACUGAUUCUUAUAAU